AGUCUUUCGUUCAUUUCUUUCUUCUAUUUAGUGUCUGCUGUUAUAUUAUUUUGAAUUCCGCAAGCUUCCGGUGCCAACCGGUGAGUAGAGCUACUGUCUCUACAGCACGUCUGUAGUGACGUUUACUAUAUUCGGAGCAACCUACAAAGUCAACGAGUUUCAAUCAUGGAUUUUACUCCGAUAUUCCGUACACCAGUCACGGACUUGACAGGGUGUAUACUUAAUGCUCAGCAAUCGAAGAGAUGUAGAGGUUACGAGAUGCAUUUUUAUGAAUGUAUGGAAGCUUAUGGAAUACCAAAGGGCUACAAAAAGUGUUCCGACAUGUUCGAAGAUUACCACGAAUGUUUGAAUCUUGGUAAGCAAAAGCAACGUGUCACAGCCAUGAAAGCAGAGCAGGCUCGUCAAUACAGGGAAGGAACUCUUCCAAAACCGUAUGCUGCUGACCCCCCUAAAAUCGACAGCUACUGAAAUCUAAGUAUCAACAUUAAUAAUGCUUAAUCUGUAGUACUUGGCUUAUCUGGAAUAUAUAUAAAAA
Messenger RNA from Diprion similis, 535 nucleotides. RefSeq names its product NADH dehydrogenase [ubiquinone] iron-sulfur protein 5 (gene ND-15). The transcript is spliced from 2 exons. Bases 166 to 468 code for a protein of 100 amino acids. The record is from RefSeq and is a predicted model, not a curated record. NCBI's taxonomy places the organism in Eukaryota, Metazoa, Arthropoda, Insecta, Hymenoptera, Diprionidae.